AUCAUAACCUAACCUAAUAGUUUGUUUUGAUUUUGAAAUUUUAACAAUUUAUAUUUUUAUUUUUGUGCUCAGCAUAUGUUCAAAACUUUAUAUUUAAGCGAUUCCUUAUUUCAGAAAAAAAAAUUGGUUUUAACACCAUAACUUUACGGCUUAGAAAUGUCUAAAACCAAGCCAAUGGUUACUAAAGAAAAUGCUAUCCAAGCUGUUGUGGUGGCAGAUACUUUUGAGGAUGAAUUUGUUCCCAUUACUAAUGAUAUCGCUUUGUCAUUAUUUCCCUUGGUCAAUAAACCUUUAAUUGAUUACACACUAGAGUUUCUGUCCAUUGGAGGGAUUGAAGAGACUUUUUUGUUUUGUUGCAACCAUGUAGCAGAAGUUAAAGCAUAUUUAAAUCAAUGUAUACAAGAUGCAGUAGGUUGGACUCUAACAAUGAAAGUUCAGAUUAUUGUCUCUGAGAGUUGCAGGUCAUUUGGUGAUUGCUUAAGAGACUUGGAUGCUAAAGGCCUUCUAAGGGGAGAUUUUGUUCUUUUAGAACCUGGAGUAAUCUCCAACAUAUAUCUGUUACCAUUGCUAAAAAAACACAGUGAUACCUGUCAAUCAGACAAGGGAGCAGCAAUGACCUUGAUAUUCCAGGAAUGUGGGUUAGCUCAUAGAAGUUUGUGCCCACAGGAUGAAACCCUUAUAGCAAUUAAUAAUAAAAACAGGAUUUUAUUUCAUAAGAAACCUAGAAAAACUGGUGACAGAAGAGUUGAAUUCCCUUUAGAAAUUUUUCUAGAGAACGCAUCCCUCUCAAUUCAUCAUAACAUAAAAGACACACAUAUUGCGAUUUGUUCCUCAUCAGUGCUUCCCUUAUUUUCUGAUAAUUUUGAUUUUCAAACAAGGGAUGAUUUCAUAAGAGGUCUGCUUAUGAAUGAGGAAAUUAUGGGAAGUACUGUGUAUUGCAAUAUUUUAAAAGGUAGUGACUAUGGCGGUGCCGUACUCAACUGGAGAAGCUAUCAAGCAUUGAGCUUAGAAUUAAAUAAUAAAUGGAUACAUCCCUUGAUUCCAUCAUCAAAAAGUGAUACUUGUUACAGAAAUCGACACGUUCAAGAAGAUUCAACAGUUUCGGCUUCUGCUAAACUCUCCCAAACUUGCCAUCUCGAAAGAAGUAUUAUUGGCCCAAAUGUGACGAUUGGAAACAAUGUUAAAAUUCUAGAUUCAUUUAUUUUUGAAAACGCUCAUAUUGAAGAUGAUGCAGUGGUUUCUUUAAGUGUUAUUGGGUCAAAUUCCUUAGUUAAAAAGGGAGCGAAAGUUACUGCUGGAACAGUCUUGGGUAAAGGAGUGAUAAUUGAAGAAAAUUUAUUAGUUGAAAAUUCACUCGUACAGGCGAAAGAUCCUGAAGAUGGAUUGAAGGAGGAUAAACUUGGACAUAAUGCUUACAGGCUUCGAGCUGAUGAAGAUGAGGAAGAUUUAAACAUAGAUAAAUUAUUAGCAGGAAGAUUGUCAAGACUGCACAUCCAUGAAGAUCUGUAUGAAUCAGAAUACGAAAGUGAAAAUGACUUUAGUGAAUCAGAAGAUGAGCUGUCUCAUACAAAUUCGCCACCACCAGAUGAUACCAAAUUGUUCUUUUCCGAGGUUAUCGAUAGCUUGACUAGAGGUUAUGAAGAUAAACUGUUAUGCGACAAUCUUAUUUUAGAAAUUAAUUCUUCUAGAUAUGCUUAUAACGUGACUGUUAAAGAGGUGAAUUUUAAUGUAAUAAAAGCCAUUUUAAUCAUGUCUCACAAAAUUCCAGAUGGGCCUCAGUAUUUUAAUGGAUUUUCACAACUGUUAGCCUAUUUUGCUCCCAUUUUAAAGAAUUAUAUUAAAAACGAGAGCGCUAUGGCUGAUUGCCUUCAAGCAAUAGAGGAUGUGUCUAUUAAUAGCGAUUUAAAAGAUAAAUGGGCGGUAUUUAGUUUAAAGUACCUGUAUGAAAAGGACUAUUUGACUGAAGAAGCGAUUUUAAAAUGGUUUUCAAAGGUAGAGAAAAACACUAAAUUUCACAGUCAGGUGAAACCUUUUGCUGAUUGGUUGCAAGAAGCUGAAGAGGAAGGUUCCUCUGAGGAAGAGUCCGAUUAGAUGAAUUAUUUUUUACAUAGUUUUUAGUAUGCCAUAUUUUUGUUUAAAAUAAUUAAAAAUGUCCUAUUAACCAUUUUAAA
Anthonomus grandis grandis is the source of this 2171-nucleotide messenger RNA. It is a transcript of the gene eIF2Bepsilon, whose product is annotated as translation initiation factor eIF-2B subunit epsilon. Gene Ontology annotation, molecular function: guanyl-nucleotide exchange factor activity; translation initiation factor activity; translation initiation factor binding. The transcript has 11 exons. Gene Ontology annotation, cellular component: eukaryotic translation initiation factor 2B complex. The record is from RefSeq and is a predicted model, not a curated record. The coding region runs from base 157 to 2091 and encodes 644 amino acids. Lineage: Eukaryota; Metazoa; Arthropoda; Insecta; Coleoptera; Curculionidae.